This is a messenger RNA of Caenorhabditis remanei, 1365 nucleotides long. RefSeq lists its product as uncharacterized. Gene Ontology annotation, biological process: positive regulation of cell population proliferation. The transcript has 5 exons. The record is from RefSeq and is a predicted model, not a curated record. Gene Ontology annotation, cellular component: nucleus. Lineage: Eukaryota; Metazoa; Nematoda; Chromadorea; Rhabditida; Rhabditidae. Bases 1 to 1365 code for a protein of 454 amino acids.
AUGAUCAACGAUGAAGCGUUCGAUGACCAACAGCCAGCUGACGAAGUGACGGCAGCUACGAUGAGAAGGCUCGCUUUCGAAAAAAUGGAUGAUGAUUACUAUCUAGGGGGAGCUGUUGGUGAUGAAGUAUUUGAUUCGGAUGAUGAAGUCAGCUCGGAUGAUGAGGUGAAGACACAAUUGCGCAAACUGGCCGGUAUUGAGAAGGAAGUGACAAAGGAUGCAUUCGGAAGACGUAGAAGACGUUCAGAGUUCGAAGAUGAUAUGGACGAUGAACUUGACAGAAGUAUCACUGAAUACGCUAGUGAGCAUCUUGGUAUUAAACCAAAAGUUGUGGAAAUCGAAGAUGCUCCUGAAAAAGAAGUUGAGACUAAGAAAGAAGAGAUUGUGAAUCCUGAACUGGACGCAGAGUGUCGGAAUGCAGACGAUCAAUGGCGUCAAGAAACAGAGAACGUUGAGAGAAAAAUGGCAGCUUUGGAACUUCUUCCAUUCGAUGUUGAUCUUACAGACAGUGAAGUUGAUCCUGAAAUGCCAGCUGCCGUUCUCAAAGAUAAAAGCGGACAAGCGGUCAAGUUGGUGUACAGUUGUAAAAACGGAGAGGUUUUUGAUGUGGAAACCAGACGGAAGUUACAAAAAGAACGUCGAUUGCGCAUUGCUGCUUCACGUCUUCCAGAAAAGCAGCGACGAGAGAACUUGAUCAAGACUGUUGUGGAUACUUUCAAAACUAAUGAUAUUGAGAGUCAUGAAAGACCCAUCAAGAAGAAAUAUGAAGAAGGAGCAUCAACGUCUUCGCCACUUGCAUCGAUUCUGAAAAAGAAGAUUUCUCCGAAGAAAAUGAAAAUGGAAGAAGAUGAAGUGAAAAUGGAAGUUGAUAAUGUUGAGGAGGAGAAGAAUCCUAUCAAACGUGCUGCAAUGGAUCGUAUGAAAGAGAUUGAGAAGAACGAUGAGUUGUUGUAUGAUGACCAAGAAGACGAUGAUAAUGAGAAAUGGGUUAAAGAGCACCGCAAGAUUGCAAGAGGGCAAGACGUUCCUGAUGGUGAAGCAGACGGCGUUCUUUCUUGUCCAGGAUGUAUGGUAGAGCUCACAAGAGACUGUCAACGUCACGAGAUCUACAAAACCCAGUACAGAGCCAUGUUCGUUUCAAACUGUACACUCGAUGGACAGAAAAUGUCAAUCGAAAAGACCGGAAAAGAGAAAAGACGGGAGCGUCAGAAGGCCAAAAAAUCAGGAAAGGCAGAUGCACCGGCGCUACCUGACGAUUCGGAUCUGUAUACGCAAGUGAAAUGUUCUUCAUGCGGAACCAUUGUGGCCAUGAUGGAUUCUGAUGAAAUUUAUCAUUUUUUCAAUGUGCUCGCCGGUUAUUCUUAA